AUGCAGGCACAGGAACGUGUGGAGGACCGGCUCCUGGCGCUGCUUUGCGACGACGACGCGGGGCACGACGCACACGCGCGUCGGAGGCGCGACCUCGAGGCGGCGCUUGCGGAGGCGCUCAACGACAUCAUCGGCGUCCCUGAAGGGGCGAGCGGGGCGGAGGUGCUUGCAUGCGUCCGCCGCUCUGUGAGCUCCUUCAUCGCGGCCCCAACGCCCGCGCCGCUGGAGAUGUUCUUCUUGCGCAUUGUGGCGCUGGUGCACUGCCACAGUGCCGUCGCCGCGGAGGAGGUGGGCGCGGCGGCGCUUCCGGCAGCGACGAAGACAGCCGCGAUUGCCGUCGCCGCCGCCUUCUUCUCGCGACGGCUGCGCGGGGCGUGUGCGGAGCCAGAUAAUGGCGCUGGGGAUAAUAGUAAUAAUAAUGGUGCUAAUAACAGUGCCGGGUCGGAGGCUGGGGAGACGGCCGCGCAGCUGCAGGCGCCACGCUCCUUGUGGUUUUGCUUUCUCUGCGUGUUUCUCCAACAGCUCUCUGCGAGAGGCGGCGACUUUGCGGCGUGGCAGCAGUUCUUCCGCCACUGUGCGGCGCAGCAGCAGCAGUCGACGACGACGAUGAAAGGCGCCCCCAGGCAGGGAGGUGCCCAAGACGCAGAGGACGGCAGUGCGAGUGCGGGGGACGUCAGAGCCGAGCAGCUGGCCCUGGCGGCGUGGGGCGCGGUGUCGGCGGAGACGUUCAACGCCACAGUCGCCAGGACGCGGUUUCGCCGCACCGCGAUUUUAUGCAAGUCGUUUUGUCCGCACCUCGUCGCGCAGGCGCCCGGGACAACGUACCAGCUGCUGCACACCCUGCACGCCUUCAUGUCGGACUGGGUGAGGCUGAAAAAGGGGGCACGCGGCGAAAAUGCGGCAAAUGACGCGGCGGAGGAGGCCAUCGUGGGGCGGCACAGCGAUGAACUGGGGCGGCUGCUCGGGGAGGGCCAGGUGCACAGCUUCCUGUUGAGCACCGCAAUUGGGGCAGUGCUGAGCUCCACGUACAUUCUCUCAACUCGCGGGGUUCGAGGUGGGGAGGCAACGCGGUGGCAUCUGACACGACCAGCUGCGGCGUGGGAGACUGAGACGCACUGGUGUCAGACGCACUUUCCACCUAUCGGCAGGCUGCUCGAGCGUCUACACCUUCGAGACCUCCUUGGGGUGCACCUCUUCACCUUCUGCAUGCAACUUUGCAUUGGGCUUUCCCCCACACAUCACACGGAGGGUCGGCAGAAGUUGGCCAUGUAUUUGUACCUGACAGGCGUCUGCCGCCUGCGUGUUGCACUCGCCAUUUACCACUUCGCCACCUCGCAGCUCCCGCAGAGCACGUCGGAGGCCGCAGCGACGGUGUUCCCUGGCGAGGACCUCGCCGCUCUUACGGCGGCCGUCGACGAGCACGUGCAGGCGGCGUACAGUGAGCUGAUUUUUGCUGCUGUGGAGGCAGGCGGCGCGCGUCGGCGCCAGCGCAACAGUGCGGCUGCGGUGAGCACCGAGCACGCGAAGGAGGAGGAGGGACGCAUUCCAGUGCACGGGGAGUUGACGGGGCCGCGCUUCUCAAAGAUGGUGUUCCCCGUCCCCUGCCCAAAAUGGGGACCGUAUCUCGCAGAGGCGGGACCCACAGGAGCCACGAAGACGCCGGCAGCAACGGCAGCUGCAUCGACGUCUUCAAGCAGAACACCUGCGGGUGCGGCAGGCGCCUUUGCGAGGCAGGCGGCCUCCGCACAGAGUUUGACCCCCUGCCGCUUUGUGUUGGAGUUGUGUGAGAUGGGGCUUCCGGGACUCAUGGCGGAGACCAUCACGCAGCUGCAGGCCGAGAUGGGCGUCAACGUCUGUCUGGCUCCGUCUGCCGCCAUGCCAGGCGUAGGCAGCAUUACUAGAAAUGUUUUGCAGCGGGUUCAAGCGGUGCUUCGCGGCAAGGAGGAGGACAGCGAGGUGGAUGGAAGCAAUGGCGCGAGCACGUGCAGGCGAUAUGCAUUUUCGGCCCCGCUGCGGGCCCUUGAAGCGUACUUUCCACUAUUGUCAACUAUCUGCGCCUACGUCGCCUCCCAAGAGUUUCUUUGCGCUGUGGUGGAGACCAUCACCCGCGAGUGCGCGCGGCUCCUGCAGCUCGUGCGUGGGCAGGAGCAGGCGGAAGAAACGGACUACGCCGUGGCGUCUCGCAGCGCGCUGGGAUUGGCGGAACGGUAUCUGAUUCGUGUGGUGAUGCCAUGCAUGCGCGUGCUGGCGCCCUCGCCAAUUUUGUACAGCCGCGUUCAAGCGCUGCUGCUUCUCAUGAAAGAAAAGGGGCCAGGCGUGCACUUUGGCACGAACCCUGCCGAAUUUCUGCACACGGAGAGUUGGCUACACUGGCUGCUGCGUCCCUCGUCGGUCUGCUAUCGUGCCCCGCACGACGUCCUUCGCUCGAAGGAGCUUGAAGCCCUUUUUGCGCAAUCGCUAAAGCGCAUGACCCAGUCGAAUGUGGCUCAGUAUAGAAAAGUGUUGCAGCCCGCCAUUUACGCGAAUCCGCUGCUGGUGGCGGAGAAGCUCUUUCAGCAGGCGGUGGGGUACGGGAACAACUUCCUGCAGGUCCACACGCAGCUGCUGAAGGGCGCUCCGGCGGCCAUCCUCACACUCGUCGUCCACGAAGGCCUGUCGGUGAUGCGGCGCUACGCGGAGGCGGAGCGCGUUGGAACCGCGGACGCAAACCGCGUGGGCCUCGUCGCAACGUUUCUCUCCGUGCUCUGGCGCGACAACCCACACAGUCUUGACGGUGGUGUGUUGCUGCGGGCGGCGGAGUACGCGCUGCGCAGGGAGGCCCGUGCCUCGAUCGUCUUUGGUCUGGAGCUGCUGCAGUCCGUCCUGCAUGAGAUGCUCGGCCGCACCCUCGAGCACGAGGAGCAGUACAGCGUGGCGCAGGCAAAGGCGCUUCUUGCCCCGCCCACGACGCAGUGGUUUGCCAGAGGCGCCGCCGAGUCCUUCCGUCGCGGCCGCUGGGACACGUUUCUCACCCCUGCCCUCUUGGGCGACGCCGCCGCACGGCUUCGACGGGCCCUGCAGGAGACGUGUCAUGUGCCGGUUGAGAACACCGAGGCGGUGGAGGCGGCGGAAGCCACGUGCGAGACGAACACGCAACAACCGCCGCGACAGCAACACGAGGAAGCCGGCGCCGCCACCGUCAACUUUACGCUUGGGCAGUGCCUCUUGUUGCACCUCUGCCGGCUGCACAGCAGAAUCUACACGGUGCAGGCGGAUCUGGCGGGGACGAUGCAGAUUGUGCUUCUCACCUGUGCGCGGGACUACAAUGUGGUCAAUGACCUGCUGCUCUGCAUGGAGACACUACUCCCGCAGGGGCCGCCAGAGGAGGAAAUCUUCAUGGUUGCCAUGCCACACGUUGCGCUACGCCUCACGGCCCGCUUUGCCGCAAAGGAGACGCAGCGCACGGCGUCCAAUGGGAAACCGGUUUCAAGCGUCGACGCUCUCUUCAAUGUCACACCGUGUGACGUGAUGAACCAUGUGGAAACCGCGGUCUCCGUCAAGGCAAUGGAUGGUGUCAUUCCCUUUUCAAUUUUAAGGACACUGUCCCACUACACAGCAGCUCACUUUGUGUUUGAUGAAUCCGUGUACAGUGCGGCGUCGAAGGAGGUGAACCAGUUCUACGCGCACGCCACCGCCCUCGUCCGAGCGAAUACGAACACCGGCAGUGAGCCUAGCGGAGGCAGCGGCAACAGCCACAACAGCACCGGCAGCAGGCUGAGCACCGACCCUUCUAUUCACUGGCUUCAGGAGCAGACGCGGCAGAUACGGCUGGAGAAGGAGGCCCAUCAAGCGCUGUACCAGCACUGUGAGGCGGCACGGGAGGAGUUGCGUGACGAGCUGCGUCGCAGCGGGGUGCUUUCCGAGCCUGUGGCGUUUGCCACCUCCUACCUGCUUCCACGCGCCCUCCUCAGCCUGGAGGACACGCUGUUUGUGUACCACUUUAUGAAGUGGCUGCUGAACACCAGUAAAGCAGCCGGUGGCGGCGAGGGGGGCGUGAGUGCGGACUACGACCGCGUCGUUGACGUUGCGCUUUCCCUGAUCACCGCCACCAUGACUUUUUUCGUCGGCUUCACCGACGGCGAGUGCAAGCGGGUGGGUUUGCUGCUGGCGCUGCUGCGUGCCGCCCUGCACGACACCGUUGUGGAGGUCCCCUCCCUUCCGUCUGUGGGCAGCGCCGCCGCCGCCGCCGCCGCCGCGGGUGGAGUCGCGGAGCUCGCCUCGCCCCCCGCGACGCUCACGACGGAGGCGUUGCUGGCGCUGCUGGAGCCAAAGCCGCGGGCGCUCGCGACUAUUUUUGCUGCACACGCGACGGUGGCUGCCGCUGCCGCGCCACGAGGCGCGUCUCGGGCAGAAGCGGAGUCCGCUGGUGGGAGGGACGCGGUGCAGGAAUUGCAAGACGCCGUCCCGGCAUUCACGACGCAGCUUGACGCCUACUUGUGCCGUGCGCUCGUGCACAUCCUUCUGCAUCAGCGUGACGUUGCCUUCCUCCACCGCAACGCCUUCCUUGUGCUGGAGCGUCUCACAAAGAACACGCCUGCCUUUCCCUCAACGUUGUGCGCCACGCAGUGGCUGAUGCAGGCCAUUGCUCCACACGCCGUGCGGAGUUCCACCUGCUACGCCUCAGCAACGGCGGUGCUGAAGGUGCUGACAGAUAAUCAGCACCGCAUGAAGCAGAGGCUGGACACGUUGCUCGCGCGGCAUUGCAUGCCGGCGGGCCAACCGAGGGAGCAGGGAGUGGAAAAGGAGGUAGAGGCAUGGCACCAGCUCUGGAAGACGCGGGAGGCGUACACUCGCGCGCUUCUUUUGGAGGACAUGGCAGCUGCUGAACGGCGAGGUGGCGCGGAACCCGUCGCCCCCGCUGGCGGCGGCGUGGCGGGUCUGCCGGCCGAAGAGAGCGUCGAGGAUGACUCUGCAGACGCUGAGGAGGUGGUGGCGGCAGCCGCGGACGAAGACGAGGAGGAGGAAGAAGAGGAGGAGGAUUACGCAAGCGGGACUCCCAUGGACCAUGCGGAGGAGCAGGGCGCUGGGGAACCGCAAGAGGCGGCAGAAGCGGAGGAGGUGGCAAGCGAUCGCAGCGAGCCGCGCAGCUUUUCCCCAACGGAUGGCGCCGACGAGGCAGGCAGCGACGCCUGCAGCCGCCACCCCCAGGACGAGGAGGCGGCUGAGGAGUCAACUCCCCCCACGGGCGGUCGCGUCAACGACGCGGAGCUCUCCGUGGGCAGCCACCCCACCCCAACCGCAGGUGAAGGCGGGGGCGAGGCAAAGGAGGCGGGACGAAAGCGCAGUCGUGGGGAGGAGGAGGAUGCGGCGGCGGCGGACGCCAGCGAGGGCCCGUCGAGGCGGGUGAGCCGGCUGGAAGCGCAUAGGAAUGAGGAGGAGGAAACUAAUUAG
Molecule: messenger RNA, 5430 nt
Organism: Trypanosoma conorhini
Lineage: Eukaryota; Euglenozoa; Kinetoplastea; Trypanosomatida; Trypanosomatidae
Product: putative helicase
Exons: 1
Coding region: 1-5430 (1809 amino acids)
Source: RefSeq, a predicted model, not a curated record